Alternaria incomplexa is the source of this 1977-nucleotide messenger RNA. RefSeq lists its product as uncharacterized. The record is from RefSeq and is a predicted model, not a curated record. The transcript is spliced from 6 exons. Lineage: Eukaryota; Fungi; Ascomycota; Dothideomycetes; Pleosporales; Pleosporaceae. Bases 1 to 1977 code for a protein of 658 amino acids. Gene Ontology annotation, biological process: DNA-templated transcription. Gene Ontology annotation, molecular function: zinc ion binding; DNA binding.
AUGGAAGACGACGAUAUGGAUGCGUCGCUUGAUGGGCCCAUGUCCAAGCGUGCGAAAGCGCAGCGACAAAGGGUUCACAUAUCUGAAGAAUACGAGAAGAAGAUUGAUAGAAUUGAAGACCGCUUAGCUGGUAUUGAGAAUGUUCUUGCCAGUCUCGCAACGAAACUCGGCAGUCUGGACCUCCAGAAAGACUCGCAUGAAUCCAGCAGCCAAUCGCGGUCGAGCCGAGUUGGCCCUUCAAGGAGUCCUGGAAGUGUCCUCGUCGAAGCCCCCACACCCGCGCCAUUCGAGGGCGAGAGUUCUAUCAAUAGCCAGUCAGACUAUGCUCGCGAGAUGCUGGCACGAGCGAUCGGGAGUACACCCUCUAUUGGACAGAAUGAAGAAGUCAAGUUGGCACUUACUGCUCUUUCGGAGAUGGUCUCUCAGCACGGCCAAAACCCUGCAACUUCCAACCCCUUGAUCAACCAGUCACUUGUCGACAUUGACCCAUCGAAGCUGGAACGACCGCCUUGGGAAAUUGCGUGCUAUGCUUUGGAGAAAGCUAGUGAAUAUCCAACUAUGGCCUUCGCAGUGGUGUUUCCGUUCUUGAGAAUGGCCAAUCUCAAAGAGAUCUUCUAUGAUGUGUAUCAUAACCCAGAAACUUGUAGCGCCGCUCGCCGUGUGCUCACGUUCGGCGUGUUGGAGAACGUGUUCAACGAAUUCCGGACCUUGCCACUAGUCAAUAUGGACACCACCAACUAUCAAUCGUACGCCAUCAUAAGUCGCAGGCAAACAGAGGUAGCACUGUCGCAGCUAGCUAUAUUCUUACCGGCAAGCUACGAGAAUAUUAUGGCUUUGGUCCUUGGCGCUGCGCAGGCGGUCGAGAUGUGCAAGCCAUCUCUUUGCUGGAUUAUGAUAUCCAGCGCUGCGGGCUUGUGUCAGAGCUUGGGCUAUCAUCGAAUCAACACUAUGAUAGACGACAAUCCCGAAGACAGACAGACGAAGAUCCAUAUCUUCUGGAUGAUCUACAUGCUUGACAAGACGCUUUCGCUACGUUUGGGUCGCUCAAGUAUCCUCCAGGACUGGGACAUAUCGUUACCGUUUGUAGUAUCCAGCGACCCUAACGACAAGCACGCCGAAUCAAGCGCCUUCUUAUCGUACUGGAUUAAGGUUGCGCGAGUCCAGGGCCUGACAUACGAGAAGCUAUUUUGCCCUGCCGCCUUUACAAGAUCUACGGAAGAGCGCACGCGAAUCGCGAUUGAACUUGUCAACAGUCUUAACCAAGCCUGGUACGAGCGUGGGGAUGCGUCGAUCGUCGACUUUUCGCAACAAGGCCAAACGUAUCAUCUCGGUACGCCGAGAUCGAACAAAAUAGGCAACAGUCCAAAUGAGACACCACUCCCGUCUCAAUACAAGCGCUAUGUGCACAAAUCUCAGGGUAAACAAGGAUCAGAAGUCAACGAAUACGUUCAGGCCGAUACGUCCGACGUUGAACCAGAUCUAAACUCCCUUUCCGAAUUUGUCGGCAGCCUGGAAUCUUGCCGCACAAUUUCCGAAGGUGCAGACAAGCUCUACAAGAUGUGCCAUCUUUUCCUACGAGUUGCCAGGCUCUACGUCACGGCUAAGAAACAGGAUGCUGCGUCAAGAUCCCGGGGAGUUAUGCAAAAUAACCAGUCAGGGUAUUAUACAACCGUUGAUGGCACGCAGCUGGACCUCAACGCAAUGUCCCAAUUCGAUCCGUACCUUAGUGCGCUUGGAUUGAUGCCUGAUACCGCAUGGCCCACGACAUAUCCCAACGCUUCCACUGCAGCCACGACGACCGCGUUUGAGAAAGGCGAGGCGAUGAAUAACAUGGAUGCCGUUGGUUCGUCCGGCUUCGGUUUUGGAGCGUCUCAGGGAAAUUCCAAUCCCAUGCAGGACUGGUUCUCAGGCUCGCGCUAUCUCAUGAACCUUAUGGAGCCAGGCGACGAUCUACAAAUGCCGGAUCUAGACCUGUAA